Messenger RNA from Trichoplusia ni (cabbage looper), 1607 nucleotides. It is a transcript of the gene CBP, whose product is annotated as sarcoplasmic calcium-binding protein. The record is from RefSeq and is a predicted model, not a curated record. Bases 221 to 1033 code for a protein of 270 amino acids. The transcript has 6 exons. NCBI's taxonomy places the organism in Eukaryota, Metazoa, Arthropoda, Insecta, Lepidoptera, Noctuidae. Gene Ontology annotation, molecular function: calcium ion binding.
UAGGCCCUAAACACAAGGCACAUGGCGCCGCACAAAUCCUCUCCCUUUCUCCUCCCGACGAAGGGACACGAAUAAAACCGAACGCGCGUUCCAAAUUCAAAUCAGUCCAAUAGUUAUCGAGAAGUGCAUCGCACGCGCUUACAAGCGGUCUGAAAUGUCGAAAUAAUUCAUAAGAAAAAAAAAAGUUUUUUAUGUGAUUAAAGCAAGAACUGAAAACAAAAUGGCGUUGUCUAUUGUGAGAUUUGGAUUGAGAACGGUUAUGAAUUUUGAGAGGAAUGCAGCUGUUUUGUCUGUGGUCAGUGCACCGAAACAAUUUAAAUUAUUCCACACCAAGCCGACGUGCAACGGCAGUGUGUGCUACUUAGACAGUGACCGGGAGCUGCAGCAGCGGCGCGCGGCGCUGCGGCGGUACAGCAAGCAGCACGGCCGCCCCGAGGAGGACCGCAGGAAAGACAGCGACUCCGAUUCAGACUCCGAUACCGAAUGCAAGGGGUUUGAUAGAUCAGAGUUCUGGCGCCGGAAGAUGCGUACAGUCCACAACAUUUUGGAUGUCGACAAGGACGGCCUGAUCUCCUUCAACGACUUCCUGCUCUUCGCCGAGAGGUUCAAGUCACUUGGACAUCUGGACGACCAGCAGGCGGAGGAGUUCAUUAGUAUUAUCAAGUUAACAUGGGAAGAGCAGUGGGGUGCUAUCGACCCUUACAACUUCGUGACGGUGGAGCAGUAUCUGGAGGACAUGCAUCACGUGCUCAACGACAAGACGCUUAAGAAGAAGGCGCAUCGCUGGUUACCGUACCUGUUCAAGGCGGUUGACAAAGACAAGUCUGGCUUCAUCUCGGUGCACGAGUUCAAGCUGUUCUUCCAGUGCCUGGGGCUGGACAACGAGCAUGCUGCUGUUGCCUUUGCUGUCAUAGAUGUUAAUGGGGAUGGCAAACUAUCGCAGAAAGAGUUUGUGAAACUCGGAAGAGAUUUUUUCUGCAGCGAAGACGAGACAAAGGUUUCCAAAAUGUUUUGGGGGCCACUGAUUAACUAAGUCAUAGUAAUAUAAGCUUUAUACCUAGCUCUUAAGAGACAUAUUUGACUGCGGUUCAUUUUUAGGUUAUAAGUGCGUGUAUUUCUAUUAAAAGACAGCUAUCUUAAAUAGUUUUCGUUAAGUUUAGGUUGCGUCACGCCAUGCUUUUGACUUCGUGGCGUAAUGUAGUCUAAAUUAGUUUAGUUUUUGCAUAUUGCAAGUUAAAUGACGGUGAAUGUUGCUUUUUGAUACGAUUUACAAGUUUUUUAACAAUAAUACAUUUGAGGACAAUAAUGAUAUCUCUCAUAGAGCUCAUAAACAGGUUACAUUUGAAAACACACUUCCUAAACCAGUUUUCAGUACACUUUUUACUCAAAACUAGUUUUUUAGAGAUUCAGUAUAACAUCAAAAAGCAUAUGAAUAAAGAUGUGAUGUAACGUAGCCUAAAUAUGUUUUAAUAUAAUCAGACUACGCUCUUACCUAUAAUUCUGUCUACCUGAUGACACUAAAACAAUUAAAUAUAAGAACUUCCUAUUUUACUAACAUUCGAUAUUGAAUGUAAAAUUAUAUUAAAUAGAAUCUCAAUAUAUUUGAA